This is a messenger RNA of Didymella exigua CBS 183.55, 1476 nucleotides long. RefSeq lists its product as uncharacterized. The transcript is spliced from 4 exons. Bases 1 to 1476 code for a protein of 491 amino acids. NCBI's taxonomy places the organism in Eukaryota, Fungi, Ascomycota, Dothideomycetes, Pleosporales, Didymellaceae. The record is from RefSeq and is a predicted model, not a curated record.
AUGUUUGGUCCCAAGCUCGUCACCCUUCUCCUCUCAGCCGCCGCUUUGGCAGUAGCUGCUGGUCCUCAGCUGGAUAUUGCUGCUAUUGAGGCAGCUGGUCCGCCGCCUCAGCCCACUAUUGCUACUAACGCUCACGAUCAAAAGGUAUCUUACGAUGCUACCUCCGCCAGUGCUGCCGCAGCGGCAACCCAGAGCGCUCAGGCCUUCGAUACCCAGACUGGUCCUGCGGAUGGCUCGACUAGCGACGGCUCCAAAGUGAAGCGUGCCGUCUGCGAUCCGCAGUGGACUGGAAAAGGACCUGUUCCAAGCCCCGAUACUGCCAGCGCUUUCCUGGCUUAUGGUCCGUUCGCCUCUUCGGCCAACGCGGCACCAACACCCACUGGCUAUAACCUGGCCUUCAAGAACCUCCAGGCCGGAAACAACGCUCUGGGCUACAUGGGCUUUACUCUGCUCGACACUUAUGACACGGACCUCUGCGCAAGCAAGUGCAACGAGAUCUAUGGCUGCAGUGCUUUCAAUAUCGCCUUUGAGCGUUCGCCGUCGAAGGAUCCGUCGCCAAAGGGUGGUGCCUGUGAUCAGCCCCCAACCACCACUUUUAUCAAAUGCGUUUUCUGGGGUGGACCUGUUACUAUUGCCAAUGCCGUCAACAGCGGUCAGUACCGCAACGAGUAUCAAGUAGUCAUUGCCGGCUCGAAUGGCUACGUCAACAAGUCUUCGGAUAUCGUUCCCGGUUACGGUCCAGGCAACUAUCUGGAUGGCAAGGUGAUUGUUGCACCAAAUGAUUGCAAUGACGCAACAACCUACAUUGGCAACCAGUAUUGGAACGAUGGCAAGCCUUUUGACACUGCUCGCUGUGCCGCUGCUUGUUCUGCUCAGACCGAGGCCAACCCAGCGACGCCUUGCCGCUUCUUCAACACCUACAUCAUUAACAAGAACAACCAGGCACAGGGACAGUACUGCGCUAUGUAUACUCAGCAGUGGGACAGCUCUUACGCCGUCAGCAACCAGGUCACUUACGACGGUGCCAUAUACCAGACUAGUUACUCCUACAGCUACACAGUCAGUGACUACAGCUAUACCUGCGUCAAGAACGCAUUCAGCUGUCCCAACCCCGGCUCAUGCUAUACCUAUCAACAGUGCUCCAACAGCAACAACGGGAACUGCCUCUGCGGAACUGAUACAGCCAACAACCCGCUUUGCCAUCAGCCCGACAGCUGCGGCUCACCAUCCUGCAACACGAACUCCGACUGCCAGAGCGGCUACGCUUGCCUCAAUGCCAACAACUGCUGCGGAACAAGUGUUUGUGUAGCGGCCACGGUCUGUGUCAACAAGAACAGCAAGCGCUACAUAUUCAGCAAGCGCCAGAACGACUCCGAAGUGAAGAUGACAAACUACAUUCCCCCGGCUGAUGCGCAGAAGCGUGAUGCGGAUGACGAGUGCACUACGGUCUCGUGCCCAAAUAGUCCCAGUGCCUAA